Molecule: messenger RNA, 3345 nt
Organism: Trichoderma harzianum CBS 226.95
Lineage: Eukaryota; Fungi; Ascomycota; Sordariomycetes; Hypocreales; Hypocreaceae
Exons: 7
Coding region: 1-3345 (1114 amino acids)
Biological process (GO): translation
Cellular component (GO): mitochondrial small ribosomal subunit; ribosome
Molecular function (GO): protein binding; structural constituent of ribosome
Source: RefSeq, a predicted model, not a curated record
AUGGUCAACGCCUCCAGAGGGAACAAUCCCAGCCGGAAUCAACCCCGAAGCACCACGCCGUUCAAUAAUGGCCCUGCCGUCGCGAGUUCCGGCAUCCCUCGCCCUGUUCUAGAUGCCCAGCAGCAGCCAAACGAGUCCUCUGCCAGUCUCAGCGCGAGCAGACAGAAACAAUCUAAGCGCGAUGAGGCGAUCCGCAGGAAACUGGAGAGCGACCUCUCCAAAAAGAAGACCCUCACGGGCCGGUCACGACAGAUUCGCAGAGCCCCUCCCGGAACUGUGCUUGCCCUCAAGCCCAGCCAGGCUCUCCAGAUCAAGCCUGCCACCACUGUCUCCGAGGCUGCUCAGCUGAUGGCUGCGAAGAGGGAGGACUGCGUGCUGGUUACCGACGAUGAGGACCGGAUUGCCGGUAUCUUUACGGCCAAGGAUCUUGCGUUUCGCGUGGUCGGAGCUGGACUCAAGGCUGCCAACGUCACGAUUGCUGAAAUCAUGACCAAGAACCCCCUCUGUGCCAGGACCGACACGAGCGCCACGGAUGCGUUGGACCUGAUGGUUCGCAAGGGCUUCCGUCACCUGCCCGUCAUGGAUGAGAACCAGGAUAUUUCGGGUGUGCUGGAUAUCACAAAGUGCUUUUACGACGCCAUGGAGAAGCUGGAGCGCGCAUACUCUUCCUCGAGGAAGCUGUACGACGCUCUCGAGGGAGUGCAGUCCGAGUUGGGCGCCAGCCAGCCUCAGCAGAUUAUCCAGUAUGUGGAGGCUCUCCGGUCCAAGAUGUCUGGGCCCACCCUCGAGUCCGUGUUGAACGGCAUCCCGCCCACCACGGUGAGCGUCCGGACCUCGGUCAAAGAGGCUGCGGCCAUGAUGAAGGAAAACCACACCACUGCGGUGCUCGUGCAGGACCAGGGUGCCAUUACGGGCAUUUUUACCAGCAAGGACGUCGUUCUUCGUGUCAUUGCUCCAGGCCUUGACCCGGCCAAUUGCAGCGUCGUGCGUGUCAUGACCCCUCACCCCGAUUUUGCCCCAAUGGACAUGACCAUUCAGGCUGCCCUGCGAAAGAUGCAUGAUGGCCAUUAUCUCAACCUUCCCGUCAUGAACGAUGGCGGUGAGAUUGUGGGAAUGGUGGAUGUGCUCAAGCUGACUUAUGCUACGCUGGAGCAAAUCAACACCAUGUCGAGUGACAAUGGCGAGGGCCCGGCGUGGAACAAGUUUUGGCUCUCCAUCGACCACGAGACGGAGUCGAUGGUGUCUGGCGACGGCAGCCACAGCCAUCACCACGCUCACCAUUCUCGCAUGAUGUCGCCCGAGGCGAACCGCCUUGGAGAUAGCGUCGCUCCCAACGACUCUGCAUCGCACAUCGGACUGGACUCGCCUCCUCAUUCCAUCGCCCCCGAGGUGACGACCGCCGAUGUUCCGUUCGCUUUCAAAUUCAAAGCACCUUCGGGACGUGUUCACCGGCUGCAGGUGGUUGCAUCGCAAGGCAUAGAAGCGUUUGUGCAUGCCGUUGCAUCCAAGCUUGGAAGUGAACUCGACAGCAUCGGAGGCAUGCCGGAUGUUCUGGAGGGCAGAAUCGACGGUCCUGGGUUUGCUCUCAGCUACAUGGACAACGAGGGUGACACCGUGUCCAUCACCACCGAUAACGAUCUCCUGGAGGCCAUCCUCCUCGCCCGCCAGGCACAUCUCGAGAAGGUUGAUCUCUUUGUCCACGACUCAGAGAAGCCGCCUACAACACCCUCGUUGGACACCCUGCCAACCCCAGUUUCGUCAUCCACCGGCCUUCGUGAACGCCGGAGAGCAUACGAGGAGGAAGAGUCAGAGAGUGAGGAGGAGGAAUCCGAGGAGGAGGAAGAGCAGCGGCCCGCGCGCCGUUCGCGGAGAUCAAGGACGAUUGUCCACCAGGAGCAGAUUAUUGCCGGCGUACCCAACGACCUGCUGCUGCCCGGAGCCAUUGUUACCCUUGCGGUGGUUAUAAUUGGUGUGUUUACUAUUGCCAGAGCGACUAGCCGUUGGAGCAAAACGAACGCCGCCAUGAAUGUUCAGAGCGCCGCUGUGCGGCAUGGCCGCCGCGCACUGGCGUCUCCCCUGCCACGAGCCGUUCUGCGACAACUCUCGACCGAAGUCAAGACGACGACAGCUUCAGCUUCGACCUCGACCUCCAAUGGCCCUGCUCAGGCAUGGCCGGCUCCUCAGUCAGCCGCUGCGCCUCCCAAGAUUGUGUCAUCGGCCAAGAAGAAGCAAAAGAUUGUCGAGGAAUAUGCCGAGUUCCAGAGGAUCCAGAAGAACACGAGAAGCCUUGGGUCAAAACUCGAGAAGCGCUACGUGCCCACGGAAAUCAUUAGCAACCCACCCCGGCCGGAGGACGUUACGCUGGAGCUGUUGAUGGCGUCGCAGACACACAUGGGCCACAACACUUCACUAUGGAACCCGGCGAAUUCCCGAUACAUCUACGGAGUGCGACAGGGAAUUCACAUUAUUUCUCUCGAGACAACUGCGGCACAUCUUCGACGAGCAGCCCGGGUGGUUGAGGAGGUGGCCUACCGCGGUGGUGUCAUUCUCUUUGUUGGUACUCGCAAGGGCCAGAUGGAGAUUGUCACAAAGGCAUCUGAGCUGGCAGGCGCCUACCAUCUGUUCACAAAGUGGAUUCCCGGUUCCAUCACAAACCGAGAUGUCAUCCUCAGGACCCAGGGUAUGAAGGUGGUUGACCACCUGGACAAGGAACUUGAUGGAUUCGACAUGUUCAAGGGUACGGCGAGACCGAUACUGCCAGACCUGGUGGUUUGCCUUAACCCUCUAGAGAACUACACGCUGUUGUACGAGUGUGGCUUGAAGAACAUUCCCACGAUUGGAGUCAUUGACACAAACACUGAUCCUUCAUGGGUCACAUAUACGAUCCCGGCAAACGACGACAGUCUUCGUUCAAUGGCUUUGGUUGCCGGAGUCCUUGGUCGAGCCGGAGAAGCUGGUCAGAAGCGACGACUACAAGAUGCCGCCAGCGGCAACAUCUCAUGGAGCACCUCGCCAGAACUCAGCCGCCACAUGAGGAAGGAAGUGCAGGCUGCCGUCCUCAAGAGAAAGGAGGUCAUGGGCCGGAUGCAGGCCAACAUUCAGGGAUUUACGGAUGAGGAGAUGAAGCUGCUGAGGUCACAAUAUCUUGGAGAGCAGCAGGAUGAGGUGACGGAGGAUGAUUUGGUCAACAUGAUGGGAGAGACAGUUGCAGCUGAAGCAUCAACAGAAAAGGCGGCGCCCUCGGGGGAGACAGUUGGCGCGCGUCUGGGCAGCAUCGAAGCGCAGCUGAAGAGCUUGCAGAAGAAUGCUGUUGAGAUUGAGCAAGCUGUGCGAGGAAGUGUAUAA